AUGCCUUCCGCUGCACCGAAUCCAGAAAUGACUGAUGUAGUGAUCGUUGGCGCAGGCCUCAGUGGUCUGGAAGCCGGCCGUCACCUCCAACGUGCGAACAUCUCGUGCCAGAUCUUGGAAGCAACCGGGCAGGUAGAUGGCAAAACUCGAACUGUAAAGUCGAGGGAGACGGGCCCCGGGUUCAACGACGUAGGAGCAGCUUGGAUCAACGACACAAGUCAGAGCGAGAUGUACAAGCUCUUCCAACGCUACGGGCUCGGAGCCGAAAUCCAGAGAUCAACAGGAAACACCUUGCACGAAGAACGAGACGGAUCUUUUGUCUCACUGCCAUAUGGCGAGCUACCAAUAUCACAAGAGGAAGCGGCCUCCCUUGGUGCAUUGCUGUCGAAUUUGGACAAAAUGAUAGCUGAGUCUUGCCUGGAAAGACCUGAAAAGUCCCCAGGUGCCCAACAGCUAGAUCAGAUCACUUUUAAGGACUUCUGCAUCCAGGCAGGUCCGUCUCCCAUUAAUGGUCAUUUUGCCGACAACAUCUCGCGGGGUUUGCUGGGUGUCGAUGCCAGUGAGAUCAGCACUCUGUACAUGAUCAACUAUUUCAAAAGCGGCACGGGAAUUGCCAAUCUUUCCUCGGACUAA
Exophiala spinifera is the source of this 633-nucleotide messenger RNA. RefSeq lists its product as uncharacterized. NCBI's taxonomy places the organism in Eukaryota, Fungi, Ascomycota, Eurotiomycetes, Chaetothyriales, Herpotrichiellaceae. The transcript has 2 exons. Bases 1 to 633 code for a protein of 210 amino acids. Gene Ontology annotation, molecular function: oxidoreductase activity. The record is from RefSeq and is a predicted model, not a curated record.